This is a messenger RNA of Cooperia oncophora, 243 nucleotides long. The record is from the annotation of a GenBank genome assembly. Lineage: Eukaryota; Metazoa; Nematoda; Chromadorea; Rhabditida; Trichostrongylidae.
AUGAUAAGCGACGAGGAGGACAACGAUGCAGACUGGGAAGAUGAAGAUGCUGCUAAGGCACAGCCUCAUGUAAGGCCAGCAGCAGCAGCUCCACCUCCUCCUUCAAUUCCUGUUGCUGAGGAGCCGAAGUCUCAUGCACCCACAUCAGUGGUUGAACCUGCACCUCCUACGUUCUCAGCUCAACACGAUUCACCACCUGAUAACGUAAGUGACUGUUACUUCUCUUUCAUGAUAACUGUGUGA